AUGGAGAAGAAGGAGCAACAGCAGGAUGAGAAUUACAAGAGCAAGAGCAUUCACGAUAUUCUCCCUCUUGAGCUGAUUCACAUCAUCUUACUUAGGGUGCCGCUCAAACAUCUCAGUCGCCUCAAGUGCGUUUCGAAGCUUUGGAACACUCUCAUUUCCGAUCCACACUUUGCGGAAUCGCAUCUUCACCUCUCUACCGCACCCACCCAUGUAUGCCUCUUCAUAAAUGAGUAUUCCCAGGCUUUCUCCGUUGACAUUGACGCAGUAUUUGACGGCUACAAGCAUGCUACUGCAAUAAAAGAGGUAUCUCUCCCUUUCAAGAUGAAAAGACGUUAUAAUUUUGAAGUUAUGUGCUCCUGCAGAGGCUUUGUUCUCUUACACCGAGCCCCGCAUUUUUUUGUCGUAUGGAAUCCAGUGACUGGAUCCAGCAAAAGAGUAUCCUACUCUCACAUUGUUUCUCGUUGUAAUCGCAAGUGCUUUAAGUUUCCCGGUAGUGCGAUUUUGUAUGGAUUUGGUUACGAUGCUUCACAGGAUGACUACUUAGUUGUUGUAGCUUCUCAGGAUAUGCAUGACCAAGAGCACUUUGAUUGUUUGUCUUUUAAAACCAAUUCAUGGAUUAAUCUUGAUUCUGCACUCUCCAAACCCUUGGGUAGGAGCAACUGGGAAUCUCGUGGGUUCUUCUUGAAUGGCGCUAUUCAUUGGUCGUCCCGCACUCUUAGAGUUAGAGAUUAUAGUAUUCUUAUAUUUGAUUUGAAGGAAAGAAGUUUCUCAACCAUAUCUAUGCCUGAACAAGUGAUGGGUUAUGUCGAUCCCACUUAUCUCUUCCUAUUAGGAGGGUGCCUGGCCUUGUAUUCUUAUAGAACCAAAGGCAAUAAAACUAACAUAUGGGUAAUGAAAGAAUACAAAGUGCAUUCAUCUUGGACUUUCUAUGAGAUUUCUCGUGGACAGUCUGAGCCUCUCUGCAUUUCCAAUGAAAGUUACAUUGAGCCUCUCUGCAUUUCCAAUGAAAGUGACAUUGUUGCAUUAUAUGAUUUUUGUUCACGUCUCUUCUUAAAUUUUACCAAAUAUAAUACUAGAGGAGAGCUCCUCCAAUACAAGUAUUUUGAUUAUCGUCAUCUCGAACAUUUUAAAGAUCGUUAUCAUUGGUUCUCUGAUUACGGCACAAGCUACACUGUAUACACACAGAGUCUCCUGCCACUCCCUAGUGACAUUAAGGAUAAGGAUAAGGAUAAGAAGAAGAAGAAAAAUGGUAUGUAA
Molecule: messenger RNA, 1257 nt
Organism: Arachis duranensis
Lineage: Eukaryota; Viridiplantae; Streptophyta; Magnoliopsida; Fabales; Fabaceae
Product: F-box protein CPR1-like
Exons: 1
Coding region: 1-1257 (418 amino acids)
Molecular function (GO): protein binding
Source: RefSeq, a predicted model, not a curated record